AUUUCUCACGCUGACAACAGUAGUUUCACAUCCUGCCUUUCUUUAAUAGGAGAGAACAAAAUGUCAAAGAAGCCAGGUACCAUUCAAGCAAUGCAUAAAGUUAUCAUGGUUGGAAGUGGAGGUGUUGGGAAGUCUGCACUCACGUUACAAUUUAUGUAUGAUGAGUUUGUCGAGGAUUACGAACCUACGAAAGCAGAUUCGUACAGAAAAAAGGUUGUGUUAGACGGCGAAGAAGUACAAAUAGACAUAUUGGACACUGCUGGACAAGAGGAUUAUGCAGCGAUUCGAGAUAAUUAUUUCAGGAGCGGGGAAGGAUUCCUAUGUGUAUUUUCUAUAACGGAGGAUGAUAGUUUUCAAGCUACUCAAGAAUUUAGAGAACAAAUCCUGAGGGUAAAAAAUGAUGAAAACAUUCCAUUCCUAUUAGUGGGAAAUAAGAGUGAUUUACAGGAGAAGAGGAAAGUCAGUUUAGCUGAUGCCCAGGCAAGAGCACAACAGUGGGGAGUACCAUAUGUAGAAACAAGUGCGAAGACAAAGGAAAAUGUUGAUAAGGUUUUCUUCGACUUGAUGCGUGCAAUAGCUGCGCGUAAGGCACAGGAGAAUCAAGGAGAUGGAAGCGAACGUAAGAGGAAAACAAAUUGCUGCAUAUUGCUUUAACAAAUAUAAAACAACGCGUAUAGCUUCUGUAACGAAACGUUCGACUCCUAAUUGCAAAAGCCUGAGUAAGAGAGUGUACUUAUAUACAUACAUAUACACAAACGUUACACGGAGAUGCAUACAAGCCGCGUACAUGUACACUCGUACGUGAGGAAAUUUUCUGAUACUUUACAGUGAAUUGAAACUCGAAAUAAAUGUAAAACAAUUAUAACCCGGGACACAUAAUUUACACGCUAUUCAAUGACUGUCAUAUUAAGAGUCGCAAACUUUGUACUCUUUUUCCAUCAAAGUACUAACUGAUUAAUCUGUACUGCACUGGUGCAUAUAAUUGUAAUUUGUACGUCCUAUUGUUAAUUUAUACGAUAAUGUCUAUUAUGAAUCCCGAAAGAGUAAAAGUUUUCAAUAGAGCACAAAGUUAUAUCAUAUGUUAACGAAAUUAUUUUUUAAUUUUUCAUUAUUGUUAGAGUGCUGAAAUAUAUACGUGUAAUUAUUUAAUUAAAUAUCAUAGAGACAGACUCUCUCCUCCCUGUGACGGGCGAGGUGAUAAUUUAUGUGUAAUAUCUACAUACAUGUUCAUACAGCAUACAUGUGCGUGUAUGUAUAGAUUAUACAUUUGUACUGUGCACAAUAUUUUAUGAUCAUUCAAUAACGAAGAACGUAAAUAUCUGUUAUAUACAUACUGUAAUUAAUUCUUUGCAAAUAAAAUUAUUAUGUCUUCA
Messenger RNA from Ceratina calcarata, 1373 nucleotides. It is a transcript of the gene Rala, whose product is annotated as Ras-like protein A. Gene Ontology annotation, molecular function: GTPase activity; GTP binding. NCBI's taxonomy places the organism in Eukaryota, Metazoa, Arthropoda, Insecta, Hymenoptera, Apidae. The record is from RefSeq and is a predicted model, not a curated record. Gene Ontology annotation, biological process: signal transduction. The coding region runs from base 61 to 654 and encodes 197 amino acids. Gene Ontology annotation, cellular component: membrane. The transcript is spliced from 5 exons.